CACCUGGAGAGGGGUCCCUCUAGCGGUCACAGGGAGGACGUCGGGCUGGGUCUGGAAGGCUCCGGGUGACAUGCUCACUGCAACUGCCCUUAUAGAUCCUCUCAACAACCCAGUGAGUGAGACGCUGGGCUCACGCCUGUUUCACAGAUGAAGACGUGCUAUUUGGACAGAGACCUCGACCGUGAGAAAGAGGCAGUUGUGAUGCAGACGCUGACACCGAGUGAGCUCAGAGAGAACGCCCGACAGUGGAUCGAGGUUGACAGAAUUGUAGCAGCUGCCCAAAGGACAGCGUGGCAGCUUUUCACGCUAAAGAAACGAAGGACACCAUUGGCUCGAGAUCAUCAGGAAGCGGGCAGAGGGUGGAAGCUAGAACUCUAGGCUUGUGGUUGCCAUAGCGACAAGGAGGCCGCCGGCCAGAUUCAGCCCAGGGGGACAGACGAGGUGCUUAGAAGAACAUGUAGUCAAGUUUUUCAUCAAACAAAUGGAACGUAUCACAGAACUUUGCUAAGAUGGACACACAAAAAGACCAACACUCUGGCAAAAAAUAUUCCAGAAAGACUAAAAAAGUCCAGAAAGGUUUUACUGCUGCAUAUCCAACACAAUCCUCCAUUCCUUAUAAAUAUCAGCCUUUCGUAAUUCCAGAAUCAGAAAAAAAGGGAUUUAACAGCCAAGCCAAGAGAUUUUACCACAAACAGGAUGAUAUCCCAGGCCCGGGGUUCUACAACGUCAUUCACCAGUCCCCUGUGUUCGACAGCGUGUCAUUGUCCAAGAAAGGGACAUGCACUUUCCCUUCUAUGUGUGCCCGACUGGACACCAUCGUUUCUAAAUACCCGGCAGCUAAUGCGUACACUAUCCCAUCUCAUCUUGUUUCAAAGAAAGACUUCAGCAAUUCUUGUUCCAGCAUGUUCCAGUUGCCAAGCUAUGAGAAAGUACUCAAAUUUGAAACCCCUGCACCAAACCAGUACAAUGCCUCCGACUCCUGCUGCAAGCAGGCGAACAACGUCUGUGCCCGAGCUGGGUUCGUGUCCAAAACCCAGAGAGGACUUUUCGCUGUUUCUAAAACAGGACCCGCCCCAGGGCAUUAUGAUGUGAAUGAAUCCCUUGUGAAGCAGUCACCGAAGAUACUGAUGUCUUGUUUUAAAUCAAAAACCGACCGUGGAUUAAAGCUGACGUCAAUAGGCCCAGGACCCGGUUAUUACAACCCAAAUGGUCACCCCAAAGUUCAAAAAAAGGCUCUGAUCCCGUGAGUCCUGAUUAUUCUGAUCUUUCUUCUGAAAGGUGU
Messenger RNA from Odocoileus virginianus texanus, 1282 nucleotides. NCBI's taxonomy places the organism in Eukaryota, Metazoa, Chordata, Mammalia, Artiodactyla, Cervidae. The record is from RefSeq and is a predicted model, not a curated record.